Nematolebias whitei (Rio pearlfish) is the source of this 2322-nucleotide messenger RNA. RefSeq names its product SH3 domain binding kinase 1 (gene sbk1). The transcript has 4 exons. Bases 545 to 1849 code for a protein of 434 amino acids. Gene Ontology annotation, molecular function: protein serine/threonine kinase activity; ATP binding. The record is from RefSeq and is a predicted model, not a curated record. Lineage: Eukaryota; Metazoa; Chordata; Actinopteri; Cyprinodontiformes; Rivulidae. Gene Ontology annotation, biological process: peptidyl-threonine phosphorylation; peptidyl-serine phosphorylation.
AGGAGACGGUGAACAAUGAGGGAGAGCGGACUGGUAGGACCAGCAGAGGUAGAACAUCUGAAACCAUCCCCUCCUCCCCUUCCCUGGCUCCAAAGUUCCCCCGGACCGACGGACCGCACAGACUGACAGCUGAUCCGAGUUCAGCCAGAGAGAGGAAGCAUGAAGAGCUCAGAUCAGACCCGAGACUCGAUCUGAAUGAAUGGGCUCGUCUCCGUGUGUUGUGGUCCUGAAGUGGGUCAUGCGGACCGCUGGAGGUGCAGGAGCGACAGAUCAACACGCACCAUCCUCUCCCUCCUCUUCCUCCCGCUGCUUGGCGGGUUGAUGCUCAAAGGACCGACCCAACCUGCAUCCUCAUCAUCUCAGCAUCCUUUUCAUCCAGCUUCAGAGAGGAACUCUGCAGAACAUCUCAAGGAAAGCACCACGGAUCAUCAGUGAAAGUCGUUUGUUGUUGUUGUUGUUGUUGUCACCGCAAAGAACUGAUCAAUCAGUGAGCCUUCAGGUUGAAGCAGGAGGUCGGAGCGGAGCAGCUCUGCUCACCGAGCGGAUGCAGGACCAUGCAGGAGGAGAGAGACAGGUCGCCAGCAGCCUGCCACAUAGUGCCAAGGCAAGCCUGUCGCUUUCUCCGACUGGGCUGGGACGGGCAGGCAGCGGCGGAGGCUCCCCUACAUCCAAGACAAGCUACUGCGGAGGGGUGCCGGUGGAGGACAUGCAGGCGCUGGCCAUUACCUCUCUGUCUGCAGCAGAUGUAGCCAAACAGUACGAGCACAUCCGCGAGCUGGGGAAGGGCACGUAUGGCAAGGUGGACUUGGUGGCACACAGGACACAGGGCACCAAGAUAGCGCUGAAGUUUGUCACCAAGAACAAGACAAAGCUCAAAAGUUUCCUUCGAGAAUACAGUUUAACAGGCUCGCUGAGUUGCAGCCCUUUCAUCAUCAAAGUCCUUGAUGUGCUUUUUGAGACUGAGGACAGCUAUGUGUUCGGACAAGAAUACGCCCCCGCCGGAGACCUUUUUGACAUCAUACCGCCACAGGUGGGUCUGCCUGAAGAAAUGGUCAAGCGCUGCAUGCAACAACUAGGUUUGGCCCUGGACUUUAUGCACAGUAAAAGUUUGGUGCAUCGGGAUGUCAAACCGGAAAAUGUGCUCUUGUUUGAUCGUGAAUGCCGCCGCAUUAAGCUGGCUGACUUUGGCAUGACCCGACGGGUGGGCUGCCGAGUGAAACGUGUCAGUGGCACCAUCCCCUAUACGGCACCGGAGGUGUGCCGAGCUAACCGCUCCGAAGGGUUUCUUGUGACGACCAGUUUGGACGUGUGGGCGUUUGGCGUGUUAGUUUUCUGCAUGCUGACAGGUAAUUUCCCCUGGGAGGCGGCAUUGCCAACCGAUGCCUUCUACGAGGAGUUUAGGCGCUGGCAGAAAGCAGGUUGUCCGGUGGGAACAUACCCAUCUCAGUGGCGCCGCUUCACUGAUGACGCGUUGCGUAUGUUCCAGAGGCUGCUCGCUGCUGAGCCGGAAAAACGCUGUGGGGUCAAGGAUGUGUUCUGCUUCAUCAAGUAUGAGCUAGUCAACGAGCUCAGGCGCAGAGCAUCUUACCGGGCAAAAAGAGGCGAGAGGUCAAGCUCAGGAGUUUGCACCGGCAGUUGCACGGCUUCCUUGUCAUCACGCUCCUCCCACAGACACCCUGAUACAUCCACCCCUCCAGGAACAUCCUGUCUGCGCCCAGGGCCUCUUAAACGUAGUGUCCUCUCUGACCCGCUGUCUCCCAGGGAGGAGUCCGGGCAGCACCAAUCUCCAGGCCGAGACAAGAACAAAAGCCAGAUGGUGAUGGCAACAGCCAUAGAAAUCUGUGUGUGACAACGUUAAUGGUGGAUCCAAAAAACAGAUGGCUUUUCACAGUAAUAACAAGCUGUGUAGAUGACUACCACAGAGACUAAGCGAAUAAAGGAGAGGUACUCAAACCUUGAAAGAGAAACUCAGGGUCCAGUUCCAGGCUGUGGUAAAGGACAUCAUCGAUCAGUGGUAAACGCCUGGACAGCUUAUCACUGAGAUUCUAUGAGAUUUAAGUUUUGAUUUAUAACCAAAGACUGCUUCCUAAGCAGAGAAACCAUGCAGGCAGCAUUUUUGGAGCUCCUCUAAGGAUCUACUUAUUUUGACAACCUCAUAUUGGUGUUUUCUCCCCAUAUACUGUGGUGGUGCUGAUUAUUUCAAACCUAAAUUUACUCCACAUCUCUAUAUUUCAAUGUUUAAAAGUUUUAGCUCUAGGUAGGCUGAAGACGAAUAUAAUUGACUGCCACUUUUCAAACUUCCUGCCCACUUCCAGUGAAUAA